Pan troglodytes (chimpanzee) is the source of this 5418-nucleotide messenger RNA. Its product is annotated as collagen alpha-1(I) chain-like. Bases 1 to 981 code for a protein of 326 amino acids. Lineage: Eukaryota; Metazoa; Chordata; Mammalia; Primates; Hominidae. The record is from RefSeq and is a predicted model, not a curated record. The transcript is spliced from 3 exons.
AUGUUUCUGGAUCCCGCAGUGGCCGGAGCGGCAGGCCGGGAGGUCGGGAGAAGCCCUUGGGGCGGCGUGGCCGGGCUUGAGCCACGACGAAUAACGGGCGAGGGGCGGGGAGGGGCCGAAAGUUUGCCGGGGGGCGAGAGGAGAGGGCGAGUGCAGCGGCGCGGGCCGGCGGGAGGGUCCGGCGGAGUGCGGCAGGGGGGAAAGAGAGAAGCGAGGAGCGCUCCUCCGCGCCCCGGGGUGCCCGGCCCGCCCCCCCCCCCGGAGCCGACGGCAGCUCGCGGACUGCUGGAACUCGGCGGCCUGCGAGCGCGCGCCCUAUAUAGAGCCCGGGAGCGCGGCUGCGGCGGGGCGGGCGCGCCGGGGGAGGGGACAGAACUCGGCCCCCGCCGGGGUCUCCAGGCAACGCCGCCCGCCCGCUCGCGGACGUCAGGCGCCUUCCCGGCCUCCCAUUGGCCGCCGCCAAUUUUUUUCCUCCCGGGGAGGGGGCUGGAGGCCUCCGGGCGGGGCCGGCGGCCCGGGCGGCCGGUGUGGCGUGUAGCUCUCGGCCCCAGUGGAUGCCGCCGGGUGGCGGCGGGAAGGCACGGCUCUUCUCCUCCGGGGCUGCGCGGUCGGAGAGCCCCGGUACGUUUAGCGUGGCCGGGAUUCUGCAGCCCUGGACGUGUCUUUCCCUGCCCUGUUCUCCGAGGCGGACCUGUGGAGCUUUUAGCUCCCACCUUCGGUUUUGUACUGGGCGCGGGAAUUGCAAAAUGCCAGAAUAUCGCAACCAUCCCCGCGGCCCGGCGGGUUUGCAAAGGGUGCCCCGGCCAGGAGGCGGGGGCUCGGGGCCUGCGUCCAGUCGGUGGCGGCUCCAGCCCGACUGCACGUGGAGUCGCGGUGGGGGUGGGGGUGGCCACGCGGGCGGCCGCCGCGGCAGUCUUGCCGGUGGAGCCCGGGCUCGUUUCUCCGCCCCCUCCCCGCCCAGGCUCAGUAAACAGGGCUUGAGCGCCGGGGCCUGCCGGGCAGGGCUGAGUGUCUGAGGACAAGGCGCUGGCUUUGCUAAUCACAUCACAAGACCUUGAGCCAGGGCCAAAGGCGCGGAGUGGCGCGGGACGUCCCGGGCGGGGGAGCUGACUCUGAGGAGAGGAGGAAAGGCCGGGAGAGCCGUGCGGGCUUGAAGGCGACUUAGCGCCACCUUUCCGUCUGCUGGUCGGCCCGGCCUUCCCCAGCCCUCUGGGGCUGGGGGUGCAGCGGCCUGCCGAGGCUCCCCGCCCGGUACAGCCUGGGCCUGUUGCGUCCUCCCAGCCUCUUCCCUCCCCGGCAGUGGGGGCGCCGCGCCCAGCCUUUGCUCGAUGAGGGCUGCAGGAUCCGGCUGAGACCAACCCGCGGCGCAGGUGGGGCUGCACAGACGCUGAUGGUGGGCGCGCCACCCUCUGUUUUCCCUCACUCGCCAGCCCCACACCCCAACAGCUUGCGCUGGAAAAUGCGCUUUGCCAGCGGGCGCCCCGCCUUCGUCCGGGUACGGAGGGGACACUCCCAUCUAGCGCCCAGUGAGGCUAAAGCCGCUGACAGCCCCACUAGGAACGAUCUGGAGUCUGGUCUAGGGCACUUCUCGCUCCGCGUUCAUACAGGUUGCCAAAAAGCUUGGGCCUGAAGCUCGAAGGCCCCGGACCCGCUGGGGAAAGAACUAGGCCUGCCACUCAGGGAUUCGAGUCCCUGGAGUGUGUCCUGCAUUUCCCACUACUGUACUCCCCUCAUGGCCCAGGGAGCCAGAGUCCAGGGUAAGGAUCAGGAAUGCUGGGCUGGAGUUCAGGCCCUGCCCCAGAGAAAUCAUGUGGUCUUAGGCAAAUCACAUCAUCUCUUUGGUACUUGGGUUUCCUUGUUAAACGAAGAUAAUAUUCCUGCUUUAUUCAUCUCUCACCUUUGGCAAGGUGCAAAUGAUAUCUGUGAAGGUGUUUAAAAGACAAGCAAGAACUAAACCAUCUUUAUGUAUUAAACCAAAUUGACAAAAGCUUAAGGGUGGAGAAAGCCAGGCUUCUGAACUGUGGCCAGAUGGACAGAGAGCCACAGAAUCAUGAGUGCAGAGCUGUGGGGGCACCCAAGUCCUGGACCCUAGGACUCACAGCCAAGAGCAGGUGACCUCAGAGGGAUGAGUUUCACUUUUAGCACCUACCCUACACUGACCCCUUGACAUACCUGGGCAACUGUGGUCUGGUUUGUUCUUUGGUGAGAUGACCCCAAACAUCUCACCAAACUGAAACAGCCACUUCCCUAGGCACUCCUAUUAGGUUAGUAACAAGAUUUCAGAUACAGAACCAAUGGAAACAUCUGUUUGAAACAACGUCCAAAUCUGGGGUGAGUCCCAGUCAACAGCUGUGAGAACACCCACUUUGCAGAUUAGGAUUCUGGAGAUAACAUGUGGACAUGUUACGGGACAUGCUUGUGUACAGAGUACCUGCUAGUAUAAAAUGUAUAAUGUAGCUGCUUUUAUUUCAUUUUAAAUGGAGAAAAAAAGAAGUGCUGGCCAUUUCCAAUGAGCUGGGCUUUGUUGGGCCAGUUUCAUUAUUAUUUUUCUGUGGUUAUCACCACAUUUAUUUUACCAAGUCCCUCACUUCUCACCAGCUAGGUCUUAGAACAAAAAGUGUUAGGUUGGCAGCUUUCCAUCAGGUGUGGGCUACACAGUUUCCUAACUAGGUAAUUAAUUCAGGAUCACAAAAACCACAUUUGGGGCCGAGUGGUUGCAAAACCACCCGGGGAAUUUCCUGUUCUCUUUAGGACAAAACUUUGGACACUGAGUUAACUUCUUUCCUGCCUCUUCCUACAAAGCCCCUUUCCUAUACUUCCAGUAUGGCUGCUUUUUUGUUCUUAAAUUCCUUUCUUUUAGUGAUGGGGUCUUGCUGUGUUACUCAGGCUGGAAUGCAGUGGCCUUUCACAGGCAUGAACUCCUGGGCGAUCCUCCCACCUCAGCCUCCUGAGUAGCUGGGAUUACAAGUGUGCACCAUCAUGCCUGGCUUACAGCUGCAUUUUUAGUGUUAGAUGGUUUUCUCUUGAAGAGCGAUGAAUUACAUUUGAAAUAUGAGCUUUUCUGCAGUAGGAAAUGAUUGUAAACUCACUCUCCUCUAACCCGCCCCUUCAGACUCUGUGAAACAUCAAUGAAAUUACUCUAAGUGAUCAUUUACCUGAGUACUUUUUUUUUUUACAGACCCUAAAAUCUGGAGCAAAUUUACAUACUAUGAAAUGUUUUUUUCAGAUCAGUAGGAUGAAAAAUGAAUGCGGAUGAAGCUACUACCCUUCCAAAGCUAUGAUUCUCAAGAUAACUGUUAGUGGGUAACACUUAUUCUGAAAUUAUAAAUGAAAAAUGGUGAGCCAGUGAAAAACUGGACCAGCAGCAAAACGUAUGCAAGAGCGCCACCUGCUGGAUGUGUGAGGAAGAGGGCUGGGCUGGGCUUGAAAAGGCAGAAAAUCAUUAAGGUUUCUAGAUUAAAAUCACUGCAAAGGAUGAGAGAGAGAGAGAGAAAGAGAGAGAGAGAGAGUGAGUGUGUGUGUGUGUGUGUGUGUGUGUGUGUGUGUUUGAGACGAGUCUCACUCUGUCGCCCAGGCUGGAGUGCAGUGGUGCGAUCUCAGCUCACUGCAACCUCCGCUUCCCGGGUUCAAGCAAUUCUCUGCCUCAGCCUCCCGAGUGGCUGGGAUUACAGGCGCCCACCACCACGCCCAGCUAAUUUUUUUUUGCAUUUUUUGUAGAGACGUGGGUUUCACCAUCUUGACCAGGCUGGUCUUGAACUCCUGACCUUGUGAUCCACCCGCCUCAGCCUCCCAACAUGCUGGGAUUACAGGUGUGAACCACCGCGCCCAGCUGAUAAAUGUGUUUAAUGGCAUUUUAAGUGAGACACUUGUUACUGCCACCAAGCGAUAGGUAAACAAUGCAGGCAUAGAAUAAGUCAUUUUCUCUGACUCUCCUUUCCCCAGGUUCCUCCUCACAGCUAAGAGCACGGAUAUACUUUCACUGGGUGGCAAAAUCAGGUUUCCUAGCAUUAGCAUACUUUUUGGGGGGUAGGGGAAAUGCUCAAUGGCUCUUUGAAUAAUUAGGAUGGAAUGUGUAGGUCACUGCAGGACUUAACACAUGCAGACAAUAAAAAUAAAGUAUUUGUGCAAAGUUGAUCCUGAAUUCUCCCAGGAUCCAACAUUUGGAACAUAUUUCUGCUUUGCUAAAAUGGAACAAAAUUUAUAAAUCUGACCAAAUGGGCUGUUUGCCAACUAAUCCAGCCCCUACAUAAAGCCAGAAAAGGGGAGAGGGGAGGGAUCAUGUGUAUGUGCUAAAAUCCAACUCUGUGUAGUCAUUUCACAGAGAAUGCAGGGCGGCUAUGGCAGGACAUUAGAGGCCCUGGGGGAUGAAAAAGGCUCAUUCAGGCCUGCAGGUGGCCUGCACCUGGGGAAAGAGUAAAUCUGCAACGGAGUCGCCUCACUUCCUACAGUAGCAGCAAUAAAAUAGGCUGCCCUGAAUGAGUGAACUGAAGAAAAGUUUCUCUGUAAGGAGUGACAGACGACUGGACUCACAGAAGUAGGGGAGGCAUGAAUGGGAUAAAAUUUUUGAAUUUAUGUUCAACAUGUUUCCUGCAGAUUUAGUGGAGGAAAAAUCCACACAUACCCCCAUCCCAAUCCCCCAAAUUUUCUUCAACAUGCCGCUUCUGUUCUUGGAAGAGUUAACUGCCUCGCUUCUGCAUAAGAGUCCCAAACACUGAGAACUAGGGUGUCUUCCCCUUCCUUUCCUUCCAAAAAGGCCAGCAGCCUCAAGCAAGCCAAAGUCCUUUCCUCUUGAAUGCGUAGUCUUGUGAACUCCACUGUCUUCACAAACUCAGCAGCUGGUGGAAGCUCUCUGAAGAACUGAGACAGGAGGUGGCACUGCUCUGACACCAUCCUUUGAAGGUGACAGAGCAUCUCAGGGCUUGGGGGACGCCAGCCGGACUUCGAGAGGAGACAGAAGAGGUGCUUGCAGAGGCCACGAGGUCAUCACUCUCUCCCAACAGCCAUCCCAGCAGGAUGGGCAGUCCAGGGGCCAACUGGUCCCACUGCUGGAGCAGAUCACACAGGACGGCCAGGGCCAGGGCCAGAGCGAUGGAGGCAUCCACCUGGCAGAAGGCAAACUCUGCAAAGACAGGAGAAAGUGUCACCAGAAGGAUCAGGAAGGCUUCCCUGUCCAGUGUCUCCUCUGCACAUCUGCCUGGAUUUGACUGGUUUGUCCUUUCCUUGGAAAGCAGAUCUCUUGGGCACAAGACACAUCCUAGAGCAGGGCAUCGGCAAGCUUUUCCUUAAAGGGCCAGAGAGUCAAUAUUUUAGGCUUUGCAAGUCUAUACCUCCUCAACUCGGCUGAAAGCAGCCAUGGACAAUCUGUAAACAAAUGGUUGUGGCUGUGUUCCAAUAAAACUUUAUUUAUGGACACUGAAA